This is a messenger RNA of Aspergillus terreus NIH2624, 1506 nucleotides long. Its product is annotated as Atg14 domain-containing protein. Gene Ontology annotation, molecular function: SNARE binding. Lineage: Eukaryota; Fungi; Ascomycota; Eurotiomycetes; Eurotiales; Aspergillaceae. The transcript is spliced from 2 exons. Gene Ontology annotation, biological process: SNARE complex assembly. The record is from RefSeq and is a predicted model, not a curated record. The coding region runs from base 1 to 1506 and encodes 501 amino acids. Gene Ontology annotation, cellular component: lytic vacuole; endosome.
AUGAGCUGCCACAUAUGCUGUCAAACUCCAUCGUCGCGGACGCGCUAUUUCUGCCCCACAUGUGCUCGCAACCGGCUCUACCACUUGCGGGUUCAGCAUGCCAGCGUGCUUCUGGAGAAAGAGUCCAUAGGGAGACAGAUUGAGGAUGCGACCGUGUCCAAGGAUCUUGACGGACUGUCCCCAGACAGAAUUACGAGAAAUCGCUCAAAUUCUCAGGGUAUAGACUCCAAUAUUCUGACCAUACAAGCCAUCACAAAUGAGAAAGCCAAGUCGUCAGGGCGAAUUACCCUCAUAUCAAACGAGAUUGAAAGACUCCGCUCGGACCUCAAGAGGAAGCAACUUGAGGUCUCCCAGCGCCGUCUAACAUUGGCACAAAGACACUCUGAUGCUGAAUCCGCGACCUACCAGAUAGCAGACAGAGAGGAGACAACCCUGGCUGGCAUUCAGAACACUACCAAGAGGACAGACCACUUGUGGCAUUCGCUGCACAGCAAGACGGCAGAGGAUCGCGCAACUCCUCAACAAAUCUCAACAUCGUUCGGUCACGUUUCCCACCUCCUCGUCCUUGUUUCGCAUUACCUGUCUCUCAGACUACCAGCCGAAAUUACCCUCCCCCAUAGGAACUAUCCCAACGCUACAAUAUAUCCGCCCUCGGGUUCCUACCUUCUUCGUGAUCCUGCCUCAACACCGCCUACUUCGCAACCGGCGCCCUCAAGUCCAGGUGCGUCCCGAACAGCAGACUUGCGCUCGCAUUUCCCACGACCUCGUCCUCUUUCUAUUGACCGCUCUCUUCCGCGACUCGCUCGAGAGGAUCCUGCGGCAUACGCUCUUUUUUUGGAAGGGGCCGCCCUAUUGGCGUGGGAUGUAUCUUGGGUAUGCCGCACGCAGGGGCUUAAUUUGGCUUCUGACUCUUGGGAAGAAGUGUGCAAUGUCGGCAAGAACCUGUGGCAGCUACUCGUUGCUCCCCCUGCACCAGCAGGAACCCUCAUGAGAGCAUUCGCUGGGCGGGAUAUACAAACGAAGAUGAAACUUGCAAAGGAUUCACCCAAAACUACCAUUCAACGAACUAAAUCGUUUCCAAUGAUGGGGCAUUACUCUCACGGGACCGUGCACUCCUUUCUGGGUGCUUCCGAGGGCACGGAGUUUGUGCGAACGUGGCGACUCCCAACGCCCACGAAAAUUGUAGACAAGCUCAAGUCAUGUCUGUUGGGAGAGAUGGCAAGCGCUGAGUGGGAGCUGCUGGAGGAGAAGGAAUGGGACGACGCGUCCCAAGAGGAACCAAGCCAGCCUCCGGGGCACACCCAUAAUGACCUUGCGAGCAAACCUCACCCUGGCGGUCGUCGUGAGUCUAAUGAUGGUCACCGUGAUGCAGUUGUUGACAAGGCCCUUAUCGCAACUACCGCUCGAUCCGGUCAGAAUAAUGAUGAGGUGGGGGGUUCGAAUCAUACAAAUAAUUCGAGGCGGCUCAAGGGAACGAGUGGAUGGACGAAGCUACGAAAUAGAUAG